Messenger RNA from Wyeomyia smithii (pitcher-plant mosquito), 504 nucleotides. RefSeq lists its product as uncharacterized. The transcript has a single exon. Bases 1 to 504 code for a protein of 167 amino acids. NCBI's taxonomy places the organism in Eukaryota, Metazoa, Arthropoda, Insecta, Diptera, Culicidae. The record is from RefSeq and is a predicted model, not a curated record.
AUGGACAAGUUCGGCAUCGAGAGACUUGGUAGUGAAAACUACGAGAGCUGGAGUUUCCAGUUGAGAAGUUUGCUGAUGCGCGAAGAUCUGUGGAAAUUCGCUAUCACCGCUGCACCCGCUGAACGAACCGAAGCUUGGAUCAAUGGAGAUGCCAAGGCUCAAGGAACGAUUUCGCUAUUCGUUGGAGUUACGCAACAGUCGCUGAUCCGUAAGUGCACAACAGCCAAGCAGAUCUGGGAUACUCUCAGGGACCAUCACCAGAAGACCUCCCUAACGUCGAAAGUUUCGAUUUUGAAGAGAAUCUGUAAUCUAACGUACUCGGAUGGUGACGACAUGGAACGUCAUUUACACGAAAUGGAAGAUCUAUUCCAACGAUUGACCAAUGCGGGACUUGAAUUAGGGGACACACUGACGAUUGUGCUCAUUUUUCGAAGUCUACCAGCGUCAUUCGACACACUAACAACCGCGUUGGAGAGUCGUCCAGAAGCAGAAUUAACAUCGUGA